Xiphophorus maculatus (southern platyfish) is the source of this 2019-nucleotide messenger RNA. RefSeq names its product protein FAM131B-like. NCBI's taxonomy places the organism in Eukaryota, Metazoa, Chordata, Actinopteri, Cyprinodontiformes, Poeciliidae. The record is from RefSeq and is a predicted model, not a curated record. The transcript is spliced from 11 exons. Bases 185 to 1582 code for a protein of 465 amino acids.
GACGCGGAUGACACGCACACACUCUCCCCGUUUCUCACAUACGGAGGAGAGAAGGACAGAGAGGGAGACAAGAGUGGAGAGACGCGGAGCAGAGGGGAAAGCGCACGGAGAGAUCAGCGGAGAAAUGCCCGCUGGACGGAUGGAUUUUAUUCUCCCUGAGCUGUACGAGCCUUUGUAAGACAACAUGGGCUGCAUUGGAUCCCGGACGAUCACAGCAGACGCGGUGCCGGUUCGGAAAGAUGGGGAUCAGCAUGGCCGUACCGAGUUUUCCUGGGAAGGAAUCAAUUUGUCUAUGGAGGAUACUACUUCUAUUCUGCCUCGACUCAAGAGGAAGUCCGCCAACGCCUACGGGAUUGGUGCCCUGGCUAAGUCCUCUCUGACAGGUGUGUCAGGUGUGACACGGUCAAUGAAGGACAAAGUGACCAAGCCCACUGCCAUGGCCCAGGGUCGGGUUGCCCACAUGAUCGAGUGGCAGAGCUGGGGCAAACCGUCGGCGGGGCCGUGCGGGGGCACAGGGCGUGCCAACCUGCAGCGGGAAAAGGAGAGGAGGAUGGAAAACGAUGCUUACAGCGACCUCAGUGAUGGCGAGAAGGAGGCUCGCUUUGCAGCAGGUAUUAUGCAGCAGUUUGCAAUCUCUGAGGCGACUCUGUUUGGCUGGAACUCGAUGGAUGGAGACAGCAUGGGAGCUGGCUCGAACCAGGGCAGCGUCGCUCACCUGAGCGAGGUCAACCAGGAGAGUAUUACCAGCAGAGACCAGGUGCUCCAUCACUCCUCUGCAGAUGUCUGGCCUCACACCUACGUCUCACAGGGCCUGUACUGCCUGUCUUCCUCUGAUGCUUGGGACCCAAUCACCAGCCAGCCCUCGGGCGUGGUUUCACCUGCCGCAGGCUCCUACAUCAUGGCUGCCGGUGGUGGUAGUGGAGCAGGAGGUACCCCUGGAGAUGGGUAUGAGGGCACGGUUGGCAGUUACCUUCAGCAGCACCAGACUCAACUUGCACUGCAGCAACAAAGUCAACUCCAGCAUCUACAACAGCUUCAUCACUACCAGCAGCAACAGUUCCUGCAGUACCAACAACAACAGUCUUUGGAGCACAGGCUACACAGUGGCUCCCCUUCCCUCCAAGCCACUCCUAACAGCACCAUCCACAGCCUCGGUCCUCCCACUCACCCCCGACUAGCGGACCUGUGGGGGGCUGCACAGGUAGAGGCCCAUCAGGUGGAGAUCGUUGGUCAGCUGAGUGGACAGAUGCUUGACAUGGUUGGAGGGGUUGUAGAGACGGUUGGGGAGGAACCGGAAACUGAAUCCGAAGGGUUCCUGGAGCAACAUGAAGAGGAAGAAGAACUGACAAGGGUAGAGGAGAUAACGCUGACCUUAGAGCCAGAGCCAUGCUCUUUAACACCAUCCCCGCUGAGGGAGGAAGCCCCAACGACAAGAGGUUCAAGCCCAGGAACACCAGCGCAGCCUGCAGAGCCCAUUCCAGAGAGGAUACCUUUCGAUGUCACCCCUUGCGUCGUCCAAUCGCUCGAAGAGAAAGACGAGGAAGUGGAGGAGGGCUCAAUUGUCGUCGUUGCAACAAACUGAGACACACGGCCACAAAAAGACUAAGACUUCAAUAAUUAAUCAAGCUACUACCCCAUCUCUUCCUUCCUUCUCCCAAAUAUUUACCUUUCUAAACCUGAGUAAACGCUACUUCAGCUGGAAAUGUUGGAUGUAAUGUAUACAAACUAGAUGCCAUCAACCCCCAGCCUCCCAAAUUUAGCAUCAAAAAACCUUAACAAGACUAUGAACAAGUAAUAUUAAAGGUCGGGAGGGACAAGAAGUCUUACACUGCUGGAACACAAGAACUGAAGAUAUAAUGAAUUACUAAUGUUUGGACCAACCGGACUGACGACCCAGGACAGGAAACCAAAUAGGGGAUAAAAGGAUGGAUGCAAAACUCCCCAAAACAGAGAGACAAAACUGAGAGAUGGAUAAAAGGGCAAAUAAAAAUAAAAAAAAACAUCUGUGCAAUACAAUAA